Molecule: messenger RNA, 10136 nt
Organism: Columba livia (rock pigeon)
Lineage: Eukaryota; Metazoa; Chordata; Aves; Columbiformes; Columbidae
Gene: EPM2A
Product: EPM2A glucan phosphatase, laforin
Exons: 4
Coding region: 7904-8488 (194 amino acids)
Biological process (GO): protein dephosphorylation
Cellular component (GO): nucleus; cytoplasm
Molecular function (GO): starch binding; protein tyrosine/serine/threonine phosphatase activity; carbohydrate phosphatase activity
Source: RefSeq, a predicted model, not a curated record
GCCGGGCCGCAUGACGGAGGGCGGCGGGCUCCUGGUGGCCGGCUCGCGGCCGGAGCUGGGCCAGUGGGACCCUCAGCGCGCCGUGCCCAUGAAGCCGGCGCGGCCAGCCGCCCCGCUGCCCGCCCAGGAGCCCGCGCUGUGGCUGGCGGAGGUGGUGCUGCAGGACGAGGACGCCUCCAGCCCUUUCUGGUACAAGUUCCUCCGGCGGCGGGGCGGCGACCUUCUCUGGGAAGGUAAUGGACGGGCGCGCGGCAGCGACCAGGCCCCCUCGCACCCCCCGGCGCUGGGGCCGCCAGGACGUGCCCGCGCGGUGGGGGCGGGGCUGCCGCCUUUGCCCCGCCCCCCUUGGGUGACGAGGACGGGCGGGAGGAACGGGGGGGCGGCCGUUAGCGGCGGGUGCGAGCGCCUUCGGCCGUUGGCCCGCGCCGUGGGGCAGGCACCGAUCAGCCGCCUGGGUGAGGGGCUGCAGUGAGGCCGGUAGGAGCCGGUCGCCCCGGCGCCGCCCGCCCGGCUCUCAGCAGGCGCGGGGCUGUCGAGGGACGGCUCUGGGUGCUGCUCUGGGGGCAGAGCAGCGCUGGGAGCUCUUCUUGAGCGGUCGCUGGCCUUGCUUGCGGCUCCGGCGGCUCCGACUCUUGGCCGGUGCCCCGGAGCAUCGCCCGGGGACAGCGAGAGGUGUGACCGUCAAACGGGCCGUUGCCUGAACUGGGCGCUGCCGGUGUCGGCCGCCUCCUGUGCAGGGGUGGCCUGAAUUGUGCUUGCAGGUAGAACCUCCUAGGCUGUCGUGACAUGACACGAGCACUUGCUAGCAAAAACAUGUAACCAUGUGGUAGAGGAGAGUGAAUGUAGAAGGAGGCUGCUCUUCUAGGUUGGUAAAAGUUAUUUGAAACACCUUCAUUAUUUUUUUCGUACUUUAGGCAUCAGUUGUCAUGAUAUUUUGUUUUGUUUUCUCUCUUUCCCCUGAAGUAAAGAACUCAGAAUUUCCUACUUAUGCAUUAAGGUGUGAUUUGUUUCUUUAUUUCAGUAAGAUGAAAUGUCACGAUGGCAUUUUCAGGCUAGUAAAUUCUACCGAUGGUAUUGCUGAAAAAAAUAAGGAAAAGCUUUUCCAGUUUUCUUGCUGUAGUACUUCCACCCUGAUUUUCUCCCAUGUUGUCAAAUAUUCAAUAGCCUCAGUCAGUUUCCAUGUGCAGUUCCAGUAUGUUUAAUUUAAGUAUCUUAAAUGAAAGAGAACACUCAUACAAUUGUGUGCUGAGUCAAAGCUCUAAAUAUACCUCUUGUUACUGAGGAAUGGAUCUGACUCAGUGAAAGGAAGACAGAUGACUAGGUAAUUUGCGAGGGUUUUUUUAUGGAAUAGUUUCAUAAUCCAUAUACUGAAAUAACACAUUGUAAAGCAGUUGCUCCUCACCUAUUUCAAGAAGACAUAUUACACUUUUAAACUGCUAUUCGACAACUGUCAUACAGACUAAAACAUGCAUGUUGUCAUAACUGUUGCAUUUGUUUUUUCUUCUUUAUACUAAUAAUAGCCUACAUGUUAAAAGUACGUUCACUGAAAUUUGUGUCAUGGAAUACUAUUUACACCAUUUAGUAGUAAUUGUUUUAUUUAACAGCUGAAAUAAGUAGUAUAUUCUGCCUGUUUUAACCAUGUUUUUCUUUUGCAGAAAUGCAGGAAAAGUGAAUUUAUGGAAUAAAAAUCUUUGCAGCUGUCCAAGGAAGCAGAAAUGGGUCUCUUUUGAAGGUGCCAAAUUUAGAUAAUAUGCCAAUGAUAUUGGUAUAUAAAGAGGUCCUCAUCACAGUGAAUAUAGAAAUAAUAGUAGAGUGCUUCAGUCUAUAGAAAAUCUGCAGUUGUAAGGUGAUGGUUACUAUCUAGUUUGUAAGUAAUGAUAUCUCAAGGUAUUUGUCCAUACAUGGGAGCACAUUUAGUAAAUGUAGUCUGUUGAGUAAUAAACAUCUUCUGUUUUGGCAGUAGUGCUACUGGAUUUAGGAUUAACCUGCAUGGGAUUUCAUUCUGGUCAUUGUGAAUGCUCAGCAGUUUGAGCUUUUUGCUUAGCUGGAAUGAUAAAAAAACAACCAGGCAUAUCAUCCAAAUGCAGAAGUUUUUUUUUUUUUUUAAUUAGUCAUUCAUAUCAACCAUUUUUUUCUAAGUUGUUAUUUACAGGAAAGAACUAAAUUAGCUUAAACCCUGAAAAUUAUUGUUCUUCGUGUGUUACAUGAAGGGAGCAUAAAGAUGUUUUUCUAUCCAAUAAUUAAGCAAUAUCUUGCAGUCCUUUUUUAUGUCAUUUGUUUUAAUGAUUUUUUUUUUUUUCAACUGUAGAUCAAUGAAAGUUUUGUCUGUCAUCUGUUUAUUCUUGUAAAAGUCACAGCUGGAAUAGACAACUACCUUUUUUAAAAAAAGAACAAAGGUUUUUUUUGUGAUAAGUAAAUGCUGUACUAUGGCUCUUCAGUAUCCUAUGUGUUUAGAAUUAAAAUGUGCUUUGGGAGACAUUUAGCUGUUGGAGAACAUCUGCAGUUUUGAUGACGUGAUUAUAAGGGAUAGAGGAAGGUGCAGAAUGAUACUUGCACUGAGUUUGAGUUGAAGCAUUCAUCUGUAGUCAGAGAAACUCCUGUCCAAUUACGGAUGUCAGAUGUUUACAUAUUUUGGAUAGGAAAUAAUUUGCCAUAUUUAAAAAAAAUCACUCCCUGUUUUUUUAUUAGUGUACUUCAUGUGAGAAUUUCCCUAGUGAUGUGCAUUAUCUUUAUAAUACCACAAUGCAUGUUGCAUCAUAUGUUUUGAGUAUAGGUUUAGUUCAUCCUUGCAGCCAUUCCAAUGCAAUGGAGAAACUGAAAGAUAAAGUGAGGGUGUUUGUUGUGGGCUAGAAGAGACAAAGUCAUGGGCCAGUGUUCUUUGGCCUUUGGGUUCUGCCAGGUGGUCUGGUAGGAAGUGAAGCCUUCAGGCCAGGUUUGGCCAGCAGGAGGGUUGCUGGCUUGUUGCUUGUGUCUGGAGGGAGCUAGUUCCCUUCUCUGCAGGAUGAGGUGGGAGAGGAGACUCUCUUGUGCUUCUGAAGGGUCAGAUGCUUACCUCUACUGUCCUGGGGUGAUGAUGCUGGUCUGCAUCCAGGGCCUAUCACUUAAAGCUAUAGGGCUCCUCUGGCUCAAAUCAUGGGAUUCCUGUAGAUGCUCUAGCCUAAGUGAAGUUUUGUCAGGGUUGGUACUUUGCUUACCUGCUGUGAGCUCAGCUGAAAAGUCUGCUAUCCAGGAGAGUUUUUAACUGUCCUGCUGUGUAUGUGGAAAACAGGUUGGUUAUGUUGAGCUUUAGAACCUAGGAAUAGGUUUACCCAUUUAAAAAAAAAUAACAUAGAUACAUGUUUUUAAAAAAUAAUUAAAAAAAAAUCAACUGCAUCCUGUGUGUCUUUCAAUGUACUUUGUUUUUGAUGUAGAUUCUUCAGAACUGGUUUUAUGUCUCUCUCUCAGCUCGGGGAGAAGAAGUAUAUUGUGCCUGCUGUCAAAACUAAAUAAAUACAAGAUGAAACUUAAUGCUUUGAUUUGUUUUUGUGGGUUUAUGCUUGAACACUCAUCUACACCUUUAUCUGUUUUGCUCUGGUCUAAAUAAACUGUGGGUAUUGUACAAGAUAUGUGUUCCGUAACAGCAUAGAGGAGUUACUGAGGGCAUGCCCCAGACCGUAUUUUGAGAUAAUGGAAUACAGUCUGUUGACACAUUUUGAGAAGGAGGGAAAAAAAAAAUAAUAUAUAUAUAUAUAUAUACACACAUAUAUAUAAAGUAUAAGCUUAUAUUCUGCAAUGUUGGUCCAUUUUCACAUAACCAUUAGUUUGAUGUAGUUGGUGCUUGCUUGAAGCUUGAUAGAUACAAUAUUGCCAGUUAAAGCUGAAAAGCACAUCAGCCUACUUUCUAGUAAUUUGCACAGGUGAGCAGAGCUUUAUUCCUUCCAAUAAAAUCCCAUCUCUAGUCUUCAGGAGAGCAGAAGAGAGAAAAGGAGGUGUCUUGUUUGCACUUACCUGCUGCUGUUCUCUGCAGUUUCUUGGGGGCCCAUACAACAGAGUUUGGUCGGUGUGUUGGCCUUCCAGUAUUUCCAGUUCGUGCUCCUGUGAGCUUGUUAGUUACAGUUUAAGCCUUCUGUUGGAGAAGAUACACUUCUGAUGAUAGUUUUAAAAGACUGGUACAUUUAUGGAGUAAUAAAGGCUUUCAUAAUAUUGUAAUAUAAUUAAUGAAAAUAUCAAAAGUAAAACUUGAUCGUAGCUUUCAAAGGUUAAGCACUUGAUUGACUGAAAACACUGAUGAUAGCAAGGCACAUUUAAAUUUUGUUUUUAAAGUGGCAGUGCACUGAAACCUAAAACAAUCUCACUUCUUAGACUCAAUUCCUUGGAACAAAAUGGAUUUAAUUUCUUGGUUUAAAGGGGAAGAUUCUUUAAAGGCUAUGGGAAGUUAAUAUCUAGUUGCUGUUUGUGUUGGAGAGAUUGUAACAGAACAGAAAAUACUUGGGGCUAAGCCAUAGCAGGAUAAAGCGAAGUAAACAUUCUUUGAGGCCAUUCAGAAGUAGAGUUGUAUGCAACAUUAUUUUUCUGCAACUGAGAUUAAUUUAUUUUUCAUUUUUUCCCAAAGCUAAUCUACAGAUUCCCAAAUUAGGUAGCAGUUCUAUUAUUAAAAAAAAACAAACCACAACACAACAAAAAACAACUAACCAAACAAAAAAACAAACAACCAAACCUGGAGAGGAUAACAUUUCUUCGUAUCUCUUUUAAUGCAGCUGUUUUAUGUAGGAUUGUUCCCACUGGGUGUCGCCAUUUUACCUGUGAACGGUCAGCAGCUGCUGAGUUUCUUACAGCUCCUUGCACAUUUUAUCAGUAUUUACAGUAGUCUCUUCUGUUUUUGAAAACAAUCCCGGGCUUUACUUGCUUCCCCCCAUCCCAGUCUUGUUCUGAAGUAGGUAGGAACUAGGAAGGAAAAUAAAGCACAACUGGAUGUUGUUAGUUGAAUAAUUGUGCAUAAUAUGAAUUUGUUCAUGCAAUGCUCUUGCUUUCUGGAUGACGCUAGAUACCUUAACCCCUUUCAGAUGUGAGGAAUCUUUACAAGUAAAAGGUGAUAACUUUGAAAUCUACAGCUGUUUAAGGAAUGGAAAGAAACUUCUGUGCAAUAGCUCCUGGCAUUUUGUUCUUCAACCCCCACAAGACAAUAAUUAGCAUGAAUUAUGGUAUAAGUAAUUAGUAGCAAGUUUUUCAUUACUUCUAUCUAUAUGUCAGCAUUAACUAACUUAUACAGAGCAGACUACUGGAGAUCAAUAAACCAACAGAGAGUUGCCCAUGAAGCUGCAAAAUUAGAAGAAUAAAACCACAUACGUACACAUGUGAUCCUCUGGAUUUGGCAGGUAUUAAUAUGUGUCAUUUCCAACCCACAGAGAUAAUCAGGGACCAGCUCUGGCUGCUGUGAGAGCCCAAUUAAAGCAUUUGUGGUUAUAACGGUUAAGUUACAAGAAACGCAUCGUUUAUGCAAGUACUUGAUUUGCUGUUUUUCCCAUCCCCUACUUCAUUCCCUGCUCUCACCUCUAAGUGACAGCAGCAUGCAGUAUGGGUCAAGAAUUUAUUUUCAAUGGUGAGAAGCAAUUGGGAUGAUAAUUUGGUUAAGUUUUUUCCAUGGUUACUGUUUUGGUGUAACUUGUUUCCUGCCUGUAGUUCAGUAGCCUUUUCUGGUGUAGUAGAAAGUAACAGUUGAUAAUACACGGUACAAUGCCAUAGAGUUUCAAAGCAGUCAGGAAGACUAUUACAUUAUACAUUUUGUUGCUAUCAGCCAUUAUUCUAUCAUCUGCAUUUCCUUUAUUUUUAUUUCCACCAUCUGUCUGAGAAGAACCUCUUUUUUACAUAAGCUGAAUUCCCUUUUAGUUGCUUUUCUAUGGCUUAAUCUACACCAUUAGACUGGGCAUUUGGUUAAAAACUCUUAGUACAGUAGCAGGUCCCACUGAGAAACACCUGUGCCUAAGCAGACCUGGAGAGAGAAAGGAAACACAUUUUUUAGUGUUGCCUUUGAAAAUUCUUAUUUUCUCAUCUCUGAUUUAAAAAAAUUGAAAAAAGCUUUGUUCAUUAGCAGCAUUAGGUGCUGAGAAGGGCUUUCUUGUAAACCAUUUAGUUCUAAUUCUGCUGUAAUUAAAAAAAUUAAAAAAAAAUAAUUCUCUUAGAAGUAGACUAAUAUACUAACAAAUGGUAAAUUCAACCUGAAUUUUAAUAGAAUUAAAACUUAUUUCCUUGGUUAUAUAUAUCAGCCCUACCAAAUGAGAAGUUGGAAUGGGCUGGUUUAAGUGUCAGAAAAUAAACGUGCAGUGUAUGAUACAAACGGUCUUCUGCUUCUUGGAUAUCUCUUUUGAUCUGGCAAAUGUGAGGAAACGUUUCUGAAAAAUCAGAGCAGUUGUGAAGAAGGAGUUAGUGAACUAGGUGUGGUAAAUUAACAAUUUUUCUUACAUUAGGUAUUUAAAUAAUACAAUAAAUUAAUCUACUGUUUUCAGAAUCUACAGGGAAGAUGGUUUGUGGACAGCAAAAAAAGCAGCAUUAAAAAGCAGAGUAUAUUUUUUUUUAAGCAUGCUGGUAGGGGUAAAUACAUGACAUACAGAAUUCAAAUGCAUUAUUUGGCACUAUUUGUCAGAGGUGUAAAAACAAAGGGCAGUUUUUCAGCAGUUUUGCUGAGACUUCAGAAAGGUGGGACUCCAGUCCAAGAGCCUGUGGCAGAUUAGAACUGCCAAAAUACCUGACCUCGCUCAGCUCCAGUGAGGGGAAUUCAGCCUUACCUACCUCUGUUUUUUCACAAUCAAUAGCAAUUCAGGCUUGGUGGGACUGAGAGACUAUUUCGAGGCGUCAGAGAUUGAAUUUCAUUUAGCCAGUUAGGCAUCAGGGAGACUUUCAUGAUAAAAUCUGAUGUAAAGGGCAAGUAAAUUUGAAAAUUAUAAAUGUAGUGAUGGAAGUCCAGUUAGAGUAAUGUCUGAUAAUGACAUAAUGUGAUAGCAAAUUCAGUUGCCUGUGAGAAUCAGAUCCAAAACAGGACUUGAGACUUUUCUUUAUUGUCAUGUUGGUAUGACAGAUUAGGAAGUGAGCAAGUACUUAAUCUUUUAAAUGCUUCAUUUUGGAGAUUUUUUUUUUCCCUCAUGUUUUCCUUUGGUUCAUGUUGUUCUAUUACUAUUUAGAAAAAAAUCUUUUAUUCCUCAAACCAUUCCCAUUCCUCUGCCCCUAGUGUGUUUAUAGCGCUUAUAAUGUUAUUAAAAUCGUCCAGGGGAAGAUGUUCAUUUACCUUGUUAAAGGACCUUGUUUAAUAUUUCAAAUGUAAUUACUUAUAAUAUUUAGGCAUACUCAAAAUUUUGACUUGACAUGUAAAGCCUGCUGGUUCAUGCAAAAUUUAUGACAAAGAUUAAAAAAGUCUUCGCCCUUACUGAUUUGUAAGUAGGUAAUCUGGCUGCUUGCUGUUUGGUUUUAUUUGUUGCUGUUGAAGCUAAUGUGUCUAUCUAAGGUCGUCUAAGCAGUCCUGUGGUUCUUCAAAGGCAGCAGCAAACUGAGAAACAUGCUGACCUUGCUGGGGUUUGGAGGUUUGGAAGUUGCACGCUUGUGGUGUAGGGUCUGGGUAAAGCAGGGAUGAGACACACAGCACCUUGACAGCUGCUGCCAUACGCUGGAGUUUCUACAUACCUUCCCUCACACAGGGAAAAACAGAAACAAAGUGAAAACUUCCAACCAGCCGUGCAGUCACCUGGUAGCUGGGAGAGCUGUGGCCGAGCAGUACACUACGUGGCUUUGCUGCAAAGGACUCUGCAGAGACAGUGGAAGAGGUAAUGGGCCCCAUCAUGAUCGAAUUUGUGUUUAUAACCAGAGCAACGUAGUAGAUGGAGUUUACUGCCUCCCAAUAGCGCACUGGAUUGAAGUCUCUGGACAUACUGAUGAGAUGAAACAUACAACUGACUUCUAUUUUAAUAUUGCAGGACAUCAAGCUAUCCAUUACUCCAGAAUUCUGCCAAACAUCUGGCUGGGAAGUUGUCCUCGGCAGCUGGAGCACGUCACCGUGAAGCUGAAGCACGAGCUGGGUGUUACGGCUGUGAUGAACUUCCAGACCGAAUGGGACGUUGUUCAGAAUUCUUGGGGCUGCAACCGCUACCCGGAACCCAUGAGCCCUGAAAUUCUCAUUAAACUGUAUAAAGAGGAAGGUCUUGCCUAUGUCUGGAUGCCAACCCCAGACAUGAGCACUGAAGGAAGAAUACAGAUGUUGCCACAAGCUGUCUUCCUCUUGCACGGGCUGCUGGAGAAUGGACACACUGUCUACGUUCAUUGCAACGCUGGCGUUGGCAGGUCUACAGCUGCUGUCAGUGGCUGGCUGAAGUACGUGAUGGGAUGGAGCCUGCGGAAAGUGCAGUACUUUUUGGCUUCCCGGAGACCAGCUGUCUACAUAGAUGAGGAAGCUCUGAAUUGUGCUGAACCCGAUUUCUACCAGAAAUUUGGGCAUCUCCGUUCCUCAUGCAAAAUACUAGAGUAGAAAAGCAGAAGGCGGCAGGGAAAUUGAAGAGGAAUCCUUACAUUUGCACCUCAAGAACUUAGAAAUCCUGAGUCAGAUGCCUGUCUCUAUUAUUCAGAUUAUAAGCUUGUCAUAAAAGUCAUGAGAAUUUUGUUUAAAAAGUGCCUUUGAGGGUUUUUAUUCUCUUUCUUUACACUGGUAUAGUUCAUGUUUUCAAGCCUUUUGCUGCAAGUAUGAGACCUAGAAACUCUGCAAAGGGAAAUUAAAAUUUUCUUUUAACUGCUUUCCUACAGGAACUGAGAUUUUAGGGCAGACACUAAAUAAGAUGUGAGGUGAAAUAGUUAGAGUUGGUAAUACUUCAGUGACAAGAAAGAGAAGGCAUUUUCAGAAAAAAAGAUACAAAGGUUGACUGAAUUAAGGUUCAGGUUAGGAUGAGGCUGAUCAUUGUCAGCUGCUCAGUUAUUUUAGGCGGAGUAUACAUUAUUUAAGUAUUUUCUAUUAAUUCUGCAGACAACAGGUAUUAAUGAGAAAUAAACAGAAGGAAACUGUUUUUUCAACUCAGUUUCUUAAAGAAAAAGCUAAUGUCUGGUGCACUGAACUAAAAUUCUCUCUCUUUGCCUAUCUUGUUAAUGUUAAAUAUAAUGAGCAACAGCUGUACUUUUUUAUGACAUUGGGGUUAUGCAGGGAUAUGGCAUGAAGAGAGGAAACAGCUCUACUUAUGUUGUUGGGAAGGACUGCUUGUUAUUAUGUUAUCCCAGGCUGUGAGAUCUCCAAGUCAAAGACACAUUUUGCUUGUCUGGUCUGUGCAGUGCUGUACAGAGGGCUCCCUGGCUGCCAAGGCAACCUCAGCUGUAACCACUGGGCUAAAACAGGGCCUGUAGAAAGUGCAUGAUAAGCCUCUGCACAUGAUUGACACCACAGCCUCUGUGUUGCUGACCUAGAUUGAUUCUUUCACUAUAGCGAAGGUCCCUCCUUGUGCAAGCAGUGCAUGGAUGUGCACAGAUGCUAGACUUAGCCAAUUGAAGCUAAUACUGGGCUAUCUCUGGGGUGAAUGAAGUGAAUAAUUUUCUCUAUAGGAGCAAAGAGCAACUCUGAGGAGGGUUACUCAGAAGCUUAGCCUCAGUAGGAUAAUGUUGGCUCUGUGGAUGAUCCCUAAUGUUUUCCAGUGCUUCUUAGUUUCUUAGCUAAACUAAGUGAUGGCACUAACAGCUUCCAGCCCUGCUCAGGUAAAACCAAUUCACUGUAGUCCAAGAGAGAAAGGAGAAAAACCUCUUCCUAAGGAACAGAGGAUUAAGGAUGUAUAAACAUUAAGAAACCUAAUUUCUAUAAAUUUAUUCUCAAGUGAAAUCUCAUUUUUUCCAGCUGACUUGUUCCUCUAAAGAUCUAGUCAGUGCCAGAGUAGCUUAGGUGAUAUAUAUUGAUUAUCUGAAUAGUUAAUGGAAAAACUAUUAGAUAUGAACUGUUCAUGGAGAAUUUCCAGAAUAAUACAUUUUAUUUAUCCUCUACUUCAAUCUUGUUUGAAAGGAAAAAUGUUUAUUUAAGUUAUUCUAUAUGUGUGGUUUUGAUCAUGACUUUGUUUCUGAUUCUUUGAAAUAACACAACCAGUUUAGAAAAUGGACAAGAAAAAUUCUCUAUCGAAUAAAAACAUGAUGGCAAUUCCAGCAGCCCA